Messenger RNA from Abrus precatorius (Indian licorice), 443 nucleotides. RefSeq names its product protein yippee-like At4g27745. The record is from RefSeq and is a predicted model, not a curated record. The coding region runs from base 126 to 443 and encodes 105 amino acids. The transcript has 3 exons. Lineage: Eukaryota; Viridiplantae; Streptophyta; Magnoliopsida; Fabales; Fabaceae.
CGUUGGUUGAGUACAUAUCUAGCAUUUCAUUCAGCCUUAUACUGUUUGAUAUCCAUUUGACAAAUCAUAACCCAUUAUCACAUUCUGACAUGGAUCUAAUGUGGUAGUGCCAGGAAAAUUCAUCAAUGGAGGAGUUGAUGGGAUCACGGGCAUAUUGCUGCUUUAAGUGCCAGAACCUUGUUGCUUUCCAUGAUGAUAUUGUUUCCAAAGAUUUCCAGGCAAGCAAUGGAAGAGCUUUUUUAUUUUCUCAUGCAAUGAACAUUCUUUUGGGUCCUAAAGAGGAUAGGCAACUUAUCACUGGUCUUCACACAGUGGCUGAUGUAUAUUGUUCUGAUUGUGGAGAGGAACUUGGUUGGAAAUAUAUUAAAGCUUAUGAGGAAACACAGAAGUACAAAGAAGGAAAAUGCGUCUUAGAGAAGUUCAAGAUAGUCAAAGGCAACUGA